AUGUCAUGUCCUGAAUUGAAGGUCAUUGAUCAUAUGGAACAAACAGUUAAUGGGAGAAGGCGCGGGCUCCAGCCUGAGAGCUUAUUUAUCAACCGGCCAAGCAGUGGAUUGGAACAUCCAGAGGAAUGGCAAAGUAAAUUGAAUGAUUGGAUUCAAAAAUGGAUGGCGCCAACACCAACUUCGAUACCAAUUGUUGUGGAUCUCGAACAAUCCAAUCUUCAAUAUCCAACUCAUGCCGACGGUCAUGUAUUUGCUCAUGAGUUUGGAAAGAUUUUGAAAUUCCGACCCGAUGUUCGUCGACUCGCAACCUCAACUUUGCGCCAAAUGUCCAGCUGGUACGAUGUACCACUUAACGUUAGCUCAACAAUUGUUACCCCGUCAUUCCUGGGCGUACAUUUGAAAACCGAGCCAGAAGAAAUUUCAGAAGGCAUCGCAAAACGACAUGUCACUGCAGCUCCAUUCACGCACUAUGAUGGUCAAGCUGAAGCAUAUAUUGCACUGGCUAAGUCAAUGAAAACGCCACUUAUUUAUGCUGCAUCUGGCGAUAUUGAUUCUACCCACAAGCUCGCAAUUGAGGCCAAGGGUCAUGGAAUCGACGUUACUCACAAAGAAGAUCUUUUGAAAGAGCAUGAGCGAGAGGAGCUCUCUCAUCUAAGAUGGGAUCAGAGAGCUUUGAUCGACUACCUUGUGGUUUUGCGAGGAGAAUAUUUUGCCGGCGUAGGACAUUCAAUGUUUUCGUGGAACGUAAUGUUGAAAAGACAUGAAUCUGCACUGUUGAAGCAAAAAUUGCACGAGGAUAUUUAUGCCGAUGAUCUAAGUAGUCUCUAUGGUGUCAGGGAGAGCUAUCUGGACUCGGCAAAAUGUAUGUGGCCUUGA
Molecule: messenger RNA, 876 nt
Organism: Sclerotinia sclerotiorum 1980 UF-70
Lineage: Eukaryota; Fungi; Ascomycota; Leotiomycetes; Helotiales; Sclerotiniaceae
Exons: 1
Coding region: 1-876 (291 amino acids)
Source: RefSeq, a predicted model, not a curated record